AUGGCUCGAAAGCGGCACCGAAGCACCGACGCCGACCCCGCCGUGCUGCCGUCCAUAGACGUCGACGUGAGUGGCUACAGCGGCGCGAGCAGCGACGUUGACCGGCACGUCGUUACGCGGGACACGACGGCACGAGCGGACGACCACGAGGAAGCGAUGACGCGGCCGCGUCCCACGCGACGCGCAAUCAUCUGGUUCCGGCGCGACCUGCGACUGCACGACAACGUGGCGCUCGACGGCGCGAUCCGCGCGCAGCAGGACGUCGGGGGCCGCGAGGCAAUGGCCCUGCUGCCCAUUUACAUUGUCCACCGGCCGAAGCGGCAGCGCUGUGGCGCCGUGCGGUUCCAGUUCCUGCUCGAGGCGGUCGCGGACUUGGCUGCGUCUUUUGCGGCCCUGAACGGUCGUCUGCUCGUGCUGCGCGGCGACGCCGAAGAGGUCCUGGCGGCCGUAAUGGCGGCCUGGCGCGUCACGGACCUGUUCUUCGAGGAGGCCGUUGUGCAGUACGCCGUGGCGCGGGACGAGCGCGUGCGUGCGAUCGCUGCGUCGCUUGACGUCAAGACGCAGUCGUUCCGAGGCGUGACGCUGUACGACUCGCACGAGAUCAUUGACAAGAACGGCGGCCAGCCACCGGCCGACUACGAGCGGCUGCUGGAGAUUACGGACAAGAUGGCGCAGCCCGCCGUGCCGAUCGCUGCGCCGCUGUCGCUGACGAACGCCGCGGCGUUCAGCCCGAACGAGUUGUUUGCAAUGCUCUGUCGAUACGGUUGCAGCGCGGUGUAUUGUAUGGCUGGCGUGACGGCCGACAGGGCGACGUCCACUGACGCCGAGUUGUUUGCCGUCCCGCCGCUGUCGGAGCUCGGACUGACACCGCCAGACCCUCACACGCCGUUUAUCGGCGGCGAAAGCGAAGCCAUGAAGCGCCUAAACGCGUUUUGCAAGGACGAACGACGGGUGGGGCUCUUUGAAAAGCCCAAGACGUCUCCGGUUGCCGUCGACGCGGCGUCGACCACGACGCUGAGUCCGUACUUGACGUUCGGGUGCCUGAGCGCCCGUGAGUUCUUCUACCGCAUCAUGUACAUUCAGCUGCACUUUCGUAAUCGCCCGGGGCCGACUCAAGUCACAUUGGAAGGGCAGCUCAUGUGGCGCGAGUUUUUCUACUGCCACGCCUGCAGUUCGCCGGACUUUGACUCGCUCGAGCGGAAUCCGUGCUGCAAGCAGGUCGACUGGAAGCUGUCUGGCGAAGACUACGUCUCGCGUCCUGAGUUGGACCAGACCAAUCUACUCGGUGUGACCGACGCUGAGGAGAAGCUUGCAACGCAUCACUUGCAGUGCUGGAAAGAAGGACGCACGGGCUUUCCAUGGAUUGACGCAGUGAUGCGGCAAAUCAGGCUGGAAGGCUGGACGCACCAUGCUGGGCGUCAUGCCGUCGCGUGCUUCCUCACGCGUGGAGGGCUUUACAUCUCGUGGUUGCGCGGGGCAACGCACUUCCAGGAGACAACAAUUGAUAUGGACUGGCCGAUCAAUGUCGGGAAUUGGCUCUGGGUGAGUGCGAGCUGCUUCUUUUCCAACUACCGUCAGAUAGCGUCGCCGUCGACGUUCCCUCGGCGAUGGGAUAAGCACGGCCACUUUAUCCGCAAGUACGUCCCCGAGCUGCGUAAUAUGCCGGACAAAUACGUCCACGAGCCGUGGAAGUCAUCGCUGAAAGAACAGCGCAAAGCAGGCUGUCUGAUCGGUAAGGACUACCCGUUCCCCAUUAUUGAUUUCAAGCACGCGAUGACGCGAUGCUUAGCUAACAUGAGCCAAGCUUACUCCGACUGCGAGACAGAGUCUAUGACUACCUCAGGAUCGAGCACGUCUGCAUCGACGAGUGACAUGGAAACGGGUGACCAGUUGCCCUGGGACUCGGACGAUAUGUGCUACAGCUACAGAGGCGCUACGUCGAGUUCGUAG
Hyaloperonospora brassicae is the source of this 1950-nucleotide messenger RNA. NCBI's taxonomy places the organism in Eukaryota, Oomycota, Peronosporomycetes, Peronosporales, Peronosporaceae. The record is from the annotation of a GenBank genome assembly.